This is a messenger RNA of Zasmidium cellare ATCC 36951, 5685 nucleotides long. RefSeq lists its product as uncharacterized. Lineage: Eukaryota; Fungi; Ascomycota; Dothideomycetes; Mycosphaerellales; Mycosphaerellaceae. Gene Ontology annotation, molecular function: guanyl-nucleotide exchange factor activity. The record is from RefSeq and is a predicted model, not a curated record. The transcript has 6 exons. Gene Ontology annotation, biological process: regulation of ARF protein signal transduction. The coding region runs from base 1 to 5685 and encodes 1894 amino acids.
AUGGAAGACGACGACGACCUUCAUGCGGGAUUCCAGAAUGCCUCCAGCCCGCCCGUGACUCCUCCCAACAAGGCCCGCCGUUCAAAAGGCAAAGGGAAGCAGCCGCUGCGUCCGCGCCUCAAUCGCGACUGGACCGACGAAAUCGACGCCCAGCAGCCCGACGAGUCUGCCAGCGCGGGCAUCGCAGCAGCAGCGAGGCAUUCGCACGGCUUGUCCUGGAACUCCACCACGCGCGAUUCCGUGGUCGACAACCUGCUCUUCUCCCUAGACAAUCUCUCGCGCCAGGACGUCUCAGAAGAGAUGGAGGGAUCGAGAGACGACGACGAGAAGCAGCGAUACCUCUCCUCCCUCGCAUCGCAGUUCGAGCCCUCCAACCCCCCACGAGGCCACGCCCAUUCUUCGUCUACCUCCGACUACGACCGCCAGAUUCCUGAUUCGCCUCAGAGCAAAACGUCCGAAUCGACAAAGGGGCGUCGCAGCAACAGCAGCUCCAACUUCACCAUCCAAAACAACCUGGCAGGGAGGAUGGCGAGAGCCAAUGCCAUGGGUCGCAGUAGCAGCUCGGACAACAGACCUAAAUAUGUGACGGGACAUUCUUUUGUUGCUCGCAAGCAGAGCAGCGAGGCGGGCAGUGUGGAUUAUGGCUAUGGCACAGUUCUCGAGUCGAACAGAUUGGGCUUGGGUGCUGGACGCUCAGUCAGCAUGGAUCAAAUCCAGACUGACAGCGCAGACGGCCCUUCCGUUCUUGAUCGCGGGCGUCCAGUCCCAUCUGUACACAGCAAGUACGAGGCGAAUGGAGAUGCCGAUGCAGCUCCGGAACCAAUCAUUGCGGCGGGUCCACGCAAGAUGCAGAAUCCGACAGCAACAGGCCCAGUAUUCGUCAAUGCGCAGUCAAAGACGAAACCGGCAGCGUUACGCAAGACUACCACCCAGCAAGAUCUCCGCUCUGCGGCUCAUGCCCCGAGCCCACCUAUCCCCCAGGACAUCAGGGACCAAGCGGCAGACUUUGUCAGAACCAGCAGUAUGCGCGGCAAUUUGCCUCCGCCUUCCGCGCAAACCAUGGGUUCUGCGCCAAGCCCUGGAAUCGCUCCCAGGAGACGCGACCCUUCUCCACCUCGAGAGCGGCCUGGCUUCUUCAAGCGUGUGUUUGGCAGUUCUUCUCGCACUGUCUCCAGCCCAGUGGAGCGGCCCAGCUCGAAUCAGGUUCGACAGGACGGCAACGAACGACCCAGCGCACAAAGCCGUUCCAUAUCUCAAACGUCUGCCGGUGCCCAACCAAAGACUGAAUCAAAGUCAACAGCAAACAUGGUCACCACGCCACAGCCACCCACUUUAAGUAAAAAGCCUUCAUCUUUCUUCCGCCGGCGCAAGAAGUCCACUUCAGAGGCCAUCCAGCCGCCACCGUUGCCGGUCAAUACAAACUUGGCUGUCAAGACUGCUGAGCCCAGUCCUUCUAUUAGUAGUCUGCGCAAAGUAAUGGACCCGUUCUUGACCACAGACACAAAUGCACCACCAUUACCAAAGCAAGAACCAUCGCGACCACCCACCGUCAGUUCCAAAACUGAGGACUCUGAGGAUCCCGAUAUCUUCCACAGCGGAUACACGCCACCGCCAGAUGCUUCGCUUGGCGCUCGCCACCCUGUCUCGAGAGAGCACUCGAGAAGACCAACGCCAGAGCCAGAGGAGAGUCCAAACCAGAAGACGAAGAUCAAGAAGCGUCGGCCUGAGACCCUGGUAACAUCCAACGCCCAGGGUCUUGGCGAUGAAACUUACUUGCAGGAACCCGGCAGGCAGACGUCAACUGUUUCUAUUCACGACGACUCUAAUGAUCAGCCCAAGCUUUCACCACUCUCUGAGGUAGCCUCCAACAUCUCUCGACCGAAGACUCCGAGUAGCAGGCCUAGCACUGGCGAGCGUAUCAUCUCGCAUGAGAACAGUCCCAUUGAGUCUCCUCCCGGCGAUGACAUGCGCGACUUUAGCGCUGGAACUGGCCUUACUUUCGACAUGAAUGAUGAUGGAUGGAUUGUGACGAAGCACGCACCAGUCGAAAGACCACAGUCAAAGAGAUCGACACACCUCAGGCUUCAACCGACUGCAUCCGAAGAGCAGUUGAACACGUUUACAACUACUUCGCCAGAUGAGAAAGCCGCUACUCCUCCUGCUACCAAAGUCUCGUCUGAUGAGAAUGAUGAGCCGAUACGGUCACAGUCCGAAGUGGGACUGUCCCUGCCAACACUGCAGAUCGAGAGGAGCGUUUCUCGAAACUCCAGCGAGCCCACUAUCAUUCAAGUGCCACCUGAGAUCAUUGACGAGGGUGCAGAGUAUCGUGAGCGGGCGAGGAGAAUCUUUGAAGGUGACGAGGAAGAUGUUCUCAAGGCUGAUGCUGCUGCCUGGUUGGGUGAGCGCAACACUCUUAGUACGAGGACUCUGCAAGCGUACAUGCAGCUGUUCGACUUUUCUGGACUGAACAUCCUUGGGGCGCUUCGAGUGUUGUGCACGAAGUUGGUGCUGCGAGGUGAGACCCAGCAGUUUGAUCGAAUCAUUACAGCGAUCUCAUCUCGAUGGUGCGAAUGCAACCCAAGCCAUGGAUUCAAGGCUCAGGACGUGGUGCAUACCAUCAUUUACUCAUUGAUUCUCCUCAACACAGAUCUGCAUCUUGCAGACAUCGGCGAGAAGAUGUCGCGCAGCGCCUACGUCAAGAACACUUUACCAACGAUCAGGCGUGUUGUCGCUGACGCCGCGCCAAACGCCUUUGACGAUACGCUCCGUCCUGGUACCCUGUCAUCUCGUCCGACACUUCCAUGGAGCGACUCCAGUCCAUCUUUACAGACGACGUCUCUUCCUCCACCAUCACCCGCGAACGUACCUGCAUCAGUCCCCAGCUCACCUAGGCCAGAUGUGGACAGUCCCAGCAAUGGGUACACUGCCGAGCAGUUGCAUUCGGCCGGUGCUGGAAUCAAGCGCAUGUCCAUUAGACCCGGCAUGAUGAGGAACGAUUCUGACAGCGCCACUCCCGAUUCCGCUCAAGCUGGUACUUCGAAUGCUCUGGUAGAAAGGACGUGGACAGGCUCUAUGCGAGGAUGGGAGGUCGAGGUUGAGGCCAUUCUCAAAUCGUUCUACACCUCGAUUAGGGCGGACCCACUCCCACUUCACGGUGCUAUGGCGGGUGAUCUACCUUCUGGCAACCGCAAUCUGUCUGUCGUGGACUUGAACGGCAACCUCAAGAGGACUGGAUCUGUUGUCAGCAGGACGCCUUCGGACAACAUGUCCUUCCGCUCGAAGCAAGACUUCAGGUCGAUGACCAUGAGGUGGCAAGGCCGAUCGAACCGCUCGAGACCGAAGCUCUACCCAGCUAGUACUGCAGGCUCGUCACGAACAAGCUUUGAUGAAGGAAGUGGAUUCUGGUCACCAGCACAAAGCAGCAAAUAUUCCUUCAGCAAGACCCUCACAUCAGCCUCGGUCGGCAGCUUCAACCAUCAUUUCCCCUCGAUCGACUCGUUCAAGCAUUCCAUUGGCUUUGCGAAUGCGCUCUCACAGGCUAUCAUUCGGGAGGAGACUGCUGGUGGGGACAGUGAAAGCUUCUCAAUGCUCGAUGGUCUUCUCGAGGAUGAUGCUCUUGCACUACAGGGAGCACCAUGGGCGAAGGAAGGCAUGGUCAAGCACAAACAUCACAUGGAAACGACAGAUCGCAAAGCGAAAGAUAGAAAUUGGACGGAGUGUUUUGCUGUCAUUAGCAAGGGCAAGCUGACACUCUUCGAUUUCAACAAAACCUCGAAGAACCAGUCGAUGGGUCGCAAAGGUCCAUUCAACAAACCAGGCAAAGCUGCUAGUGUCACUGCCAAACAGGUUGGUGGUGGUGACUGGAUGGAGAACGCAGAGCAGCUGGAUACCUUUAUCCUGCGACAGACGAUCGCCUCGACACUGCCCACACCCGGCUAUAGUAAGGCCAGGCCGCAUGUGUGGGCGUUGAGUCUACCGUCUGGUGCCGUGCACCUGUUCCAUGUUGGUACUCCGGAAAUCGCAGUAGAGUUCAUGACUACCGCGAAUUACUGGUCUGCCAGAUUGAGCAAAGAGCCACUGGCUGGUGGUGUCUCCAACAUCGAGUACGGCUGGUCUGACCAGAUCAUUAACCCAGCACUACUGGAUCGAACCGAGAGCUUCCAACAUCCGCCUUCUUCUAUGCAGAGUCGACCAAUGGGACACGCUCACAGCAUGUCCACUGAUCGAGGUCAACGGUCGAGUCUGCACUCAUCAAUUCGAGGGAGCUUCGACGCUGGCUUCGGGGGUAGUGUGAGAUCGAAAUUGCCAGGCGAUAAGACCACGAUCCACGAAUGGCAGCCUCCAAGCCAGUCUAUGAUGGCGAGCCAGCUGAUGGAGGUUGACCAGCUCAAGCAAUUGACAGCUUACGUUCAAACUCAGGAGGAUGAGCUGGAGAGGCACAACGAGCUGAAACAUGCGAUUGAACUUGCUUACUCGCCCCGCCACCCCAACUUCAAUAAAUCCAUGGCAAACUGGCAACGCAAGUCCGACUACCUCCUCCGCGAGAUUGUCAAAUUCCGCACCUACAUCGACAGUCUCACAGCGGCUCAGAAGGCCAAGGAGACAUACUACGCCAAAAAGGCCGAAGGGCGCCUCAGCCCGGUCGCUAAGCGCGACGAUGACGAUGUACACGAGCUUCCGGCGAUUGGCUUUGAACUGGCACAACUUCUCUCUCUUUUACGCAAACCCACGAAGGGAGAAAGAACAGAGAAAACAAACAUGAUCCUAGCCGCUUACCGCAACCCUCCAUAUCGGUCGCCGACGCCGAGGGCAAACAACAGCAAUAAUAACAACAAUCCACCAAAGGCCUCUUCGCUGAGCCCUCCGCCCCAAAAGCAAUCUCUGGAUCAGAGGAGCUUAUCUCCAAAACGCAAACGGGAAGAACCCUCGUCUUCAUCAUCGUCAUCUGCACCUGCGAUGUUGAGUCUCGCCACCGCGACGGCGACGGCUAUCAGCUAUGAGGAUCCUGUUGAGAGUGGAGCGAAUAGCCCGAGGACGAAGGUUGCGGAGAAGUUGAGGGGGUUGGAGGUCAGUGGAGGGAGUCCAAGGAAGAAAGUGAAGGUGGCGGAUCAUGGUGGGGUUGAGGCGACGCCGUCGGUGGAGGGGAGGGAGGUGGAGGCGUUGGAGUUGGAGAUUCCGGAUAGUGAAGGGCGGAGUCUGCUCGGGAGGGAGGAAAUGGAGAUGGAGAUAGGCUCGCCGACACCCACGCCCGCGCCACUACCGCCUCACACGCGAAGGACAUUAAGCAAACCGACGAGCAGCCCACCCCAAAAACGCCGCCUCUCCUCCCCACCAGCCCCCUCCCUAGAAACUAUGGCCCUGGACCCAACACCCCUCACCCACGACUCAACGACCUCCACCUCCCUAACCUGGUCCUGGUCCGAGAUCACCGGCCACGACAUCGACGCCUCAAACCCCGACGACGACGGCGAGGGGAUCAACGGGAUUGGGUUUAAGCCCACGCCCGCGAUGGCGGCCGCGAGGAGUCUCAAGCGAAAGAAGCAGGUGGAGGAGUGGAAGAGUCGGGAGGCGAGGGAGGCGAGGCAGAGAAGGAUUGAGUCGAGGCGGAGGAGGGAGAUGAGUGGUGGUGGUGGGUUUGGGGAGGAGCAAGGGGGCAAGAGGGUUGUGAGGUUUCUUGAUGCGUGA